AUGUAAAUUACUCAAACUUAGUUAUUAGAAUGGGUAAAGGAUGGAAACAAAGUGACUUUGAAAAAACAUUUCGAAGAUCAAUUAAAGUUUUCUGAAGAAAAAUUGCAAGCAUUUUUUUCUAUGGUAGAUGAUUAAAACCGAAAUGUCGUACAUUGGGCUGCUUAUUUAGGAUAAUAUAAAUUAUUGAAGUGGUGGUGUAAAGAAUAUAAAUUAAUGAUUGACUUAAACCGAGGAGAUAUGCAUUCUUACACUCCCUUAGAAUUAGCUAGCAUUAAAGGGUAUGCAGUAUUUUUAAUUAUUCUAAAGGUAUUCUGGUGAGUAUAAUCCAGAAAAACAAGAAAAGACAAUACGAUUAUUAUUAGAUCAUGGUGCUCAAAUUCCAUAAUCUAAUACCUCUAAACCAAAUCCUUUACAUUGGGCGUUUUAUUAUGGAAAUAAAGAACUAGUCGAUUUUCUUAUCUCAAAAGAUUUUCAACUUUAAUUAGAAACUGAUUAAUAAGGCAAUUAUCCUAUAGAUUACUUGUUUUUAGAGAACAGGCCUGAUUAAUACAAGUAAAGAAUUUUCAUAUUUGUUAAUAGAAGAGAUGUUGGUGAAAUAUUUGAGAAUACAAUAAUUAAUUAUGCUUUGGUAACAACAAAAUAAACAUUGAAUAGAAAACCAAAGAAGAAGAAAUAAAGAUAAGCAACAAUAAUAACAAGUUAACUUCCUUUUAUUUAAACUUAAAUAAAGGAAGAUGAGUCAACACCUGAAUCUGAGCCCUCAAAAAAUGGUAUACCAUAUUCUAAUAUAUCGAAUUAUCAUAGAAGCCAAACAUCUAAUUCUUUCAUUUCAAAAAAUACAAUGGCUAAAAGUAAUCAAAAACCGACUUAGAGUUAACAAAUUUUAAUUAGGUUUUAGCAAAGGAGUUGUUGCAAAAAGAUAUAAUCAAAAAAUUUAGAUGAUAUAGCUGAUAUUCCUCUUUAUGAUGAUUCUCGAAUAGAAAUGAAAGAACCUGAGGAAGAGAAAAUACCUGAAAUAAAAGUAUUCAACUAAAAUCAAAAAAACACAAAUUCUAGUAAAAUGAAUACGGAUAAUAAUUAAGAAAAUUAGUUUAAAGCAGACUAAUGCAACAUUAUUAUAACAUAACCUCCUCCAUUAUUAAUUGAUUAAGAUUCUUCCCCAUAAAAAAAUUUACAUCCAAGAAAACAACAUAAAAGUAAUAAAUCAAAGGAAUCAAAUGUUGAUAAUUUAUAAAAGAAAAAUACUUUAAAAGAGAAGUUCAUCAUAUAUCAUAGUAAAGCAAAUCUUACAAAAAAUGAGAUAUAUGAAUGUAGACUAUAAUAUUGGUCUGCAAGUUAAGGGAAUACAGAAUUUUUUAUUUAUUUUUUAAGAAGGAAAUGUAAUCCUUUUGUAAAUGUGUAUUAAGGAUUUAAUUGUCUUCAUAUUGCAGCCUUUAAAGGGAAACCAAAAAUAUUAAAAAUAAUUUUAGAGAAUGAUUAUGAAUAUUAUGAUUAUUCUGGAGAGGGUAAUCAAAAAAAUAAAAAGUAAUUGAAAGAUCAAAUUUUCGAUAAAGUAAUUAAUUGAUAAUAUAAACUUUUUUAGAAAGAAUGUAUAAAUAUUUUAACAGAUUAAAAUCCAUCAAAUGCUUUACAUUUAGCUAUUGAAUAAGAGAAGUAUCAUUGUAUGAAAACUCUAAUUUUACAUGGAAUAUCAGUGGAUACAGUAAAUAGUCGAUGUUUGAAACCAUUCGAAUUAACUUUUAAUUAAAAAUUUAUGGAAUAUUACAAAGAAAACAUAUAAAUAAAAUAAUAAAUAAGUAGUUUAACUGAAUUGGGAUAUUAGUAUGUUAUUUAAACAAAAGGAACAUUGAGUGUAGAAUAAGAUAUAGUUUAUUUACAAUUAUAAAAUAUAAGACAGACAUUUAGAGAGAGAGGUUGGAGUUUUGAAUUUUUAAUAUUUCAUGCUCCAGAUCUGGAUAAAUUGGAAAAGUAUAGGGAUGAUGCUUAGACAAAAAAAGUGAAAUCUAUUUUCCAUUAUUAUGUAUUGAAAUUACCACCUGAUUCAAUUUAUAAUUUAGCAGAUUUAUAUCAGAUAUCAUGUUACAAUUUUUAAACAAAAGUAAGUUAGAUAUGUGAUUUUAGUAUAUAUGUUAAUUUAACUAUAAUAAGAGGGGUUUUUUUGAGUUUCCAAAAGAUUUAUAGGUAUAAAUGUUGAUAUUAAACACUUUGAAUGAUGAGUUUGAUGUAGAUAAGUUUGUAUUAGAGAAAUUGAUAAUAUCGCAUUAUCCUUUAGAGGAUAUAUAGAAAUGUGAAAAGAUAACAUAAUUUUGGGAUGAGUAAUAGAAUAAUUGUAUUCGUGAUUCGAUUCGAUAUGAAACUUAAUAAAUUGCAUUAAGACCAUUGCAUGCUGUGGCUUCAUAUUUUGGUCCAGUAGUAGCAUGGUAUAUAGCCUUAAAUGUGUAAAUAAUAGGUUGGUUAUUGAUUCCAUCAGUUUUUGGAGCAGCUUUAGGAAUAUAUAUUAUAAUAACAAAGGAAGUGAAGUAAAGAAUAUAAACAAAUAUACAUAGUUCUUCAAUAGUUCCAUUUUAUGCAUUGCUAAUGACAUUAUGGUCAACAUUAUUUAUGGAGAAAUGGAAGAAUAGGGAGUCUGAGUUAAAAUUUUGUUGGGAUAUGCAUAAGUUUAGAUAAACAUAGCCGUAGAGAGUGAUGUAUACAGGAUAGUAUAUAAUAAAUGAAGCAACAAAUAAGAUAUAAAUAUAUGAUUAUUUUACAACUUUUAAGAGGAGAUUAAUAGCUGAAGGACCCGUAAUAUUAAUAGGAAUAGCAAUCAUAGUAGUCAGUUUUUAUGCAUUUAAUCUUUGGUUAUAAGAGUGGAAAGGUCAUUCUAUAAUGCCAAUAGUGAUAAAUUCAUUGAAUGGAGUUUCAAUGACAGUGUUUUGUGAUUUAUACAAAAGAUUAUGUACAUCAUUAGUAACAUGGGAAAAUCAUAUGUAUGAGUCUGAAUAGGAAUACUCUUACAUUUUGAAAGUAUUUUUAUUUGAAUUUUUAAUAUCCUAUGUAUCAGUUGUUUAUGUAGCAAUAUUCGAAAAUGAUGCAUCAUAAUUAAGUGUAUCAGUUGCAAGUAUUAUUAUUACAAGAGGAGUGAUAUCUAAUGUGAAGAGUAACUUUUUACCAUACAUUCUAUUUAAAUAAGAGAAAAGAAUUUUAAAUAGUAAAUUUACAGAAUUUAAAUCUUUAUAUAUAACAAGAUCAGCAGAUAAAAAAUAAGUUCCAAAGAUUUGCAAUUAAAAUUUUAGUACUGAUAAAUUGAGUUCUGAAAUUCAAUUGUCUUUUCUUUAAGAACUAGAAGUAGGUAGAAUUAAACAACCAUAAAAAGUUUUAUAUGAUGAAUAUACAAGUAUUGCUAUUUAAUUUGGAUAUACAACUAUGUUUGCACCAACAUUCCCAGCUGCUCCAUUAUUUUUUAUGAUCAAUUGUUAUAUCAAUUUAAGAUGGUCUAUUUACAAUUAUUAACAUAUUUUAAAAAGAGAAAGAGCUUAAGCUGCUGAUUCGAUUGGAAUUUGGUUGUAAAUCUUUGAAAUCAUGAAUUAUUGUGCAACAUUUAUGAAUUGUAUAGUUAUUGGAACUGUAAAUAAGGAGUAAUUUAAAGGAAUUAUAGGAAAUCAAAAUGCUUUAGUGAGUGCCUUCUUCCUUGCUGCAAUCGAACAUAUCUUAUUACUUAUAAAAUACAUUCUUGAUGUGUCAAUUCCUGAUUGUCCAUAUUGGGUAGAAAAGGAACUAAGAAGAUAUGCAUACUUAGAAGAAAAAUACUAGAAAAAUAAUAUUUGA
Paramecium sonneborni is the source of this 3807-nucleotide messenger RNA. The record is from the annotation of a GenBank genome assembly. NCBI's taxonomy places the organism in Eukaryota, Ciliophora, Oligohymenophorea, Peniculida, Parameciidae.